UAUGGGUGGCCUGUGAUGCACAUCCAGCUACGCUUGGAAGAUGCAAGUCUACACAGGGAAGCCGACCAGUGGAGGCCCGGAGAAGAACCAGGAGAUGUGGGUUGUGCUAGAUGUGACAGAUGGACUGAGAGGACACAAUGUCACGUGUGACAAUUUCUUCACCUCUUAUGAGCUCAGCCAGCAGCUCCUGAAGAGGAAGAUCACCGUGAUUGGCACAGUUAGAAAGAACAAGCCUAAGCUCCCCCCUGCACUCCUCGCAACAAAGGUGAGAGAGGACUUCUCAUCAAAGUUUGUCUUCACCCCCACCACAACUCUAGUUUCUUACAUCCCAAACAGCAACAAGAAUGUGGUCCUUCUGAGCACACUGCACAAAACGGCUGAGAUCAGUGAUCGGGAGGACAGGAAGCCAGCCAUCAUCUUGGACUACAACCACAACAAAGGAGACAUAGACGACCUGGACAAGGUGAAUGGAACUUACAGCUGCAGGAGGAUGACUGCCCGCUGGCCCCUGGUCAUCUUCCAUAACAUCAUUGAUGUGUCCUCAUACAAUGCCUUCGUGAUAUGGAACAAGAUCAACCCUACCUGGAUGCCUGAUAAGCGGAACAAGAGGAGGGUGUUCCUGGAGCAGCUCGGAAAGGCACUUGUAACCCUACACAUUCAAAAAGACAGCAGCCUCUAAAGCGCUUGUGAAAGCUGUUCAGGGGGCUGAAUCUUGUUCUGAUCCUUGUCCUGAUCCACCUGAGGCUGCAGCUGGGGCAGGCAAGAGGAGAUGCCAAUUCUGCCACCCAAAGGACUGUAAAACCAAUAAUAUGUGCUGCACAUGUGAAAAAUACAUCUUCAAAGUCCAUGCACACACAUUUGCAUACUGUCCCUCAUGUGCUAA
Molecule: messenger RNA, 883 nt
Organism: Oncorhynchus nerka (sockeye salmon)
Lineage: Eukaryota; Metazoa; Chordata; Actinopteri; Salmoniformes; Salmonidae
Product: piggyBac transposable element-derived protein 4-like
Exons: 1
Coding region: 41-679 (212 amino acids)
Source: RefSeq, a predicted model, not a curated record